UUGCCCCACCAAACAACACAGUCCGAAGUAACCCAGGUUUUAGGUGCGGGAGCAAUCGAGGGUUUGGGAGGCGUGAUGUCGGGGUCGGCGAGGGAUGGGGGUCGCGAUCUGGCAGGGAACGGCGGAAGGGAGGUGGCGGUGGCGGCGGACGGCGGGGGGAGGAGCGGGGUGGUGCUGCGGGAGGAGGAGGAGGACUUGGAGGUGAAGCUGCGCAGGAUCAUGGACAACGUCCCCGUCCGAGUCAGCAACACCUCCGGCAGCUCCGCUGGCUCCGGAUCCGGAGACUUCCAUCAGUACCGGCAAAUGAGACGGAGGGAGCAGGAUCGACUUUCCAGGAUGGAUACAGACUAUCAGAAGAGGAAAGCAAUAGCUGAGUUUAAUAUGAGGAGAGAGGAAAGGCUAAAAGCUGCAGAGGAACGUACAGCAAAGAAACGCCUCAAACGCCAAAAGAAAAAGCAAAAGAAGAAGGAGAAGAAGACCAAAACAAAUAAUGAUGUAGAAGAACCCAAGGAUGAAGGUGUCGAAGAACCUGACGUGGAUGGGUUUUCAGACGAUAGUGGUGAUUCCAAGGAGGAAGGUGAGGAACUGAAACAAUAGUGUGGGGUUACUAUUGCAGUAGGCGACUCUCUAGAGUUGUAAAUUGUAACAUUCUAUGUGUUGGGGAAGGUUGAUGCAUCAGAAUCUUUUUAAUCUAUCCAAUUUUGUGAAAGCGUAUA
Ananas comosus (pineapple) is the source of this 716-nucleotide messenger RNA. RefSeq names its product PRKR-interacting protein 1. The record is from RefSeq and is a predicted model, not a curated record. Gene Ontology annotation, cellular component: nucleolus. Gene Ontology annotation, molecular function: double-stranded RNA binding; protein kinase inhibitor activity; protein kinase binding. Gene Ontology annotation, biological process: negative regulation of protein kinase activity. Lineage: Eukaryota; Viridiplantae; Streptophyta; Magnoliopsida; Poales; Bromeliaceae. The transcript has 2 exons. The coding region runs from base 76 to 597 and encodes 173 amino acids.